Messenger RNA from Harpia harpyja (harpy eagle), 435 nucleotides. Its product is annotated as claw keratin-like. Lineage: Eukaryota; Metazoa; Chordata; Aves; Accipitriformes; Accipitridae. The record is from RefSeq and is a predicted model, not a curated record. The transcript has a single exon. Gene Ontology annotation, cellular component: intermediate filament. Bases 1 to 435 code for a protein of 144 amino acids. Gene Ontology annotation, molecular function: structural constituent of cytoskeleton.
AUGUCCUGCUCCAGCCUGUGCGCCCCUUCCUGCGGGGUGGCCGCCCCGGCCCCGCUGGCUGACACCUGCAACGAGCCCUGCGUGCGGCAGUGCCCCGACUCCACGGUGGUGAUCCAGCCCCCGCCCUCGGUGGUCACCUUCCCCGGGCCCAUCCUCAGCUCCUUCCCGCAGUACAGCGUUGUUGGCUCGGCGGGAGCCCCCGGAGUUGGAGGGGGCUUUGGUGGCACUUUUGGAGGCCGUGGCGGUUUUGGAGGCCUUGGGGGCUAUGGAGGCUCUUGGGGCUCUUGGGGCUAUGGAGGCCUUGGGGGCUACGGAGGCUACGGGGGCUACGGAGGCUAUGGAGGCUACGGGGGCUACGGAGGCUAUGGGGGUUGCGGAUAUGGCGGCUGGGGCCGAGGCCACAGGUACCUCAACGGCAACUGUGGGCCCUGCUAA